AUGGGUAUCUCUUUAUAUUCAUCUUCAUUGAAAGUGAGCUUAUCAGUCCGUCGAUGCCAAUGGAAACCCUGUCAGGAGAAGUGGAUUUUGCCCUAUUACAGAAGGAAAUUUAGCGUGUUCCCACUUUGCUUGAAGCAAGGUGAUUCCUCUAUCCCACCAUCGUUCCCAAAAUCGCUCCAACCCCAGCCAAUUUAUGACCCUCCAGAGGAGCUGUAUGGACUUUCUGUCGAUCCCCAGCCAAGGAAGCUUGUUUCUGAGGUCUCGAAACCAAGAUCUUGGUUUGGCCCUAAUGGUCAGUAUAUCAGAGAACUUCCUUGUCCGAGUUGCAGAGCGAGGGGUUAUACACCAUGUACAAAUUGCGGUAUAGAAAGGCCUAGAGCUGAUUGUUCUUUGUGUAAUGGAAAGGGUACAGUUGCAUGUCGUCAAUGCCUUGGUGAUUGUGUAAUCUGGGAAGAAUCAUACGAUGAACAGCCAUGGGAAAAAGCCCGCUCAAUUUCUCCACUUAAGGUAAAAGAAGAUGAUGAAGUGGAUGAUUUAGACAUAAAGUUAGAUGAGGGGAGAAAAACCAAGCGUGUAUAUCAUUCUCCAAGACCAGAAGUAAAUAUGAAGAUUAGCAGAGCACUCAAAAGCCUCAAUGCUAAAACUGGAUUAUUCAGUAAGAGGAUGAAGAUGAUCCAUAGUGAUCCCUUGCUUCGUGCACAAAGAAUCGCUGCUAUAAAGAAAACUAAAGGCACCCCUGCUGCUAGGAGACAGGCUUCUGAAGCUAUGAAGAAGUAUUUUGAUGAUCCAGAGAAUCGACGAAAAAGAAGUAUAUCCAUGAAAGGGGUGAAAUUCUUUUGCAAAAAUUGUGGACGCGAAGGCCAUAGGAGAAACUAUUGUCCAGAACUUCGGCAUGACCUAGUUAGUAGACAGUUCAGAUGCAGAUUGUGCGGUGGGAGAGGGCAUAACAGAAGAACCUGUAGUUCAAAAGGGAAAGAGCAGGCUAAAGGUGUCUCAAGAAAUCACCAUUGCCGUAAGUGCGGACAGAGGGGGCAUAAUAGUCGGACAUGUCCCCAGGGAAAGAUUGCAGAAGUAAAUCUCAUGAGUGCUAGCAAAGAUUCUGCUGCCAUCAAGAAAAGAACUUAUAGUUGCAGCUUAUGCUUGGUGAAAGGCCAUAAUAUCAGGACAUGUCCCCUAAAGAAGGGAUAA
Oldenlandia corymbosa var. corymbosa is the source of this 1188-nucleotide messenger RNA. The record is from the annotation of a GenBank genome assembly. Lineage: Eukaryota; Viridiplantae; Streptophyta; Magnoliopsida; Gentianales; Rubiaceae.